Molecule: messenger RNA, 2704 nt
Organism: Sphaeramia orbicularis (orbiculate cardinalfish)
Lineage: Eukaryota; Metazoa; Chordata; Actinopteri; Kurtiformes; Apogonidae
Gene: cstf3
Product: cleavage stimulation factor, 3' pre-RNA, subunit 3
Exons: 20
Coding region: 198-2348 (716 amino acids)
Biological process (GO): mRNA 3'-end processing
Cellular component (GO): nucleus
Molecular function (GO): mRNA binding; protein binding
Source: RefSeq, a predicted model, not a curated record
ACGGAACACUAACUUCACGCCAUUUUGAGAAGUCGGCCAGCCAUUGAGUAGCUAACGUUAGUUGCCUCUGGGCAAUGUGAUCGACCUCUUUUGAAGCUAUGCCGAAGACUUAGUCGUUGUAAAACAUUGCCAUCACGUUAUAUUUGAGCGUUUGUUCAAUUAAUAUUACAUUGCUAACCUACAUUACUCUUCCAGCCAUGUCUACCGACGGAGCAGCCGACCAGGCAGCGACAGAGUAUAUUCCGGAGAAGGUGAAGAAGGCAGAGAAGAAGUUGGAAGAAAACCCAUAUGACCUUGACGCAUGGAGCAUUCUGAUUCGUGAAGCACAGAACCAACCAAUAGAUAAAGCUCGGAAGACAUAUGAGCGACUUGUCACACAGUUUCCAAGUUCGGGCAGAUUCUGGAAACUAUUCAUUGAAGCUGAGAUCAAGGCUAAAAACUAUGACAAGGUAGAAAAGUUGUUUCAGAGAUGCCUAAUGAAAGUCUUGCACAUUGACCUGUGGAAAUGCUACCUCUCUUAUGUUCGAGAGACCAAAGGAAAGCUGCCCAGCUACAAAGAGAAGAUGGCCCAGGCCUAUGACUUUGCUCUGGAUAAGAUUGGAAUGGAAAUUAUGUCUUAUCAGAUUUGGGUAGACUACAUCAACUUCCUCAAAGGAGUUGAGGCUGUGGGCUCUUACGCAGAAAAUCAGCGAAUCACCGCAGUGCGUAGGGUAUACCAGCGAGGUUGUGUGAAUCCCAUGAUUAACAUUGAGCAGCUCUGGAGAGAUUAUAGCAAAUAUGAAGAGGGGAUCAAUGUGCACUUGGCCAAAAAGAUGAUUGAGGAUCGAAGCAGAGACUACAUGAACGCCAGGAGAGUUGCAAAGGAAUAUGAGACUGUGAUGAAGGGGCUGGACAGGAACGCUCCCUCAGUACCACCUCAAAACUCCCCUCAGGAAGCUCAGCAAGUCGAGAUGUGGAAGAAGUACAUCCAGUGGGAAAAAAGUAAUCCGCUGCGCACAGAAGACCAGACUCUCAUCACAAAGAGAGUGAUGUUUGCGUAUGAGCAGUGCCUGUUGGUACUCGGCCACCAUCCUGACAUAUGGUAUGAAGCCGCACAGUACCUGGAGCAGUCCAGCAAACUGCUGGCAGAGAAAGGGGACAUGAAUAACUCCAAAUUGUUCAGUGAUGAAGCAGCUAACAUCUACGAACGUGCCAUCGGGACACUAUUGAAGAAAAACAUGCUUCUGUACUUCUCGUUUGCUGACUAUGAAGAAAGUCGCAUGAAGUACGAGAAAGUCCACAGUAUCUACAAUAAACUACUGGCAAUUGAGGACAUUGAUCCCACAUUGGUCUACAUCCAGUACAUGAAGUUUGCCAGGAGAGCAGAGGGCAUCAAGUCAGGUCGUACCAUCUUUAAGAAGGCCCGAGAAGAUGCACGGACACGUCAUCAUGUGUACGUCACUGCAGCACUGAUGGAGUACUACUGCAGCAAGGACAAAUCAGUGGCCUUCAAGAUUUUUGAGCUUGGUUUGAAGAAAUACGGUGACAUUCCAGAGUACAUACUUGCCUACAUCGAUUACCUCUCACACCUUAAUGAGGAUAACAACACCAGAGUUCUGUUUGAGCGUGUCCUCACCUCAGGAAGCUUGUCUCCAGAAAAAUCUGGUGAAAUCUGGGCUCGGUUCUUGGCUUUUGAGAGCAACAUAGGAGACCUGGCCAGUAUUCUAAAAGUAGAGCGCAGACGAUUCACUGCCUUUAAAGAUGAGUAUGAAGGCAAGGAAACAGCCUUGCUUGUAGAUAGAUACAAGUUCAUGGACCUAUACCCCUGCUCCACCAGUGAACUCAAAGCUCUUGGAUACAAGGACGUAUCCCGUGCCAAACUGGCAGCCUUACUUCCAGAGACAGUGGUGGCGCCUUCUGUGCCUGCACUAAAGGACGAAGCUGAUCGUAAACCUGAGUACCCCAAACCUGACACCAAUCAAAUGAUCCCCUUUCAACCACGUCACCUUGCUCCUCCAGGUUUACACCCUGUCCCUGGUGGAGUUUUCCCCGUCCCUCCAGCUGCUGUUGUCCUAAUGAAGCUGCUCCCUCCACCUACGUGCUUCACUGGUCCCUUUGUUCAAGUGGAAGAGCUCAUGGAAACUUUCAGGAGAUCCACACUUCCUGAGACUAUUGAUGCUGCUGUAGAGCUGAUCACUGGUAGACAACCUGAUGCUCAAGGAGAAGGCAAUGGAUCCAUGGAGAACCAUGCGAUUGCCAAGUCACUUAAGAGGCCUAAUGCAGACUCUGAUGAGGAAGACGACAAAGGAGCUAUAGCUCCGCCCAUACAUGACAUCUACCGUGCACGCCAACAGAAGAGGAUUCGAUAAACAUACACUAAACCCUGUAAGAAUGUAAACAUGGUCAAAAUGGGUAAAUGUUCAUGUCCACAUUUCUGUGUCUGACAGAGUAUACAUCCUUUGAUCUGUAUAUUACAAGCCAACAUACACACACACACACAAACAUAGUGUAUGCUCAACUGAGUGUUUCUGUGGAUUUUUGUUAACAGUUUUUAUUUUUAAAGACUGACCAUGAUCCUGUACAAAAUUUUUAAUUCAGUCACUGAUUUUGGCACACAGCUCAGCUUUGGCCUUGUGAUGUUCCAGUGAUGGGAAAGUGGAUCCAACCUUUUUUUAGAUAAAUAAAGGAAACACAUUUCCUUCAAUAAAAGUGGUAAACAACUCAA